CGAAACUAGAGAAGGAAAGGAAAAGCACGUUGAAUUUAUCGCCCUCCCAGGAGCAGCUUCCAAACUGCGGGGAAGAACGCGCUUGUAUGGAGGAAGCAAGGACUGGGCUUUGCCAGCAGCUUUCCUCCUCGCUGUGGUUUACGGCUGCCGUCUAGACUGGGCCCUGAGCUUCUGUUCAGCAGAUGCUAGGCUGUGCCAAAACAGCCCUGCCUCAACUCGCCAGCUAUGCUGACGGAGUUAAAUGGGGUGUUCUUCCCCGUCAGCCUUCUUUAUGGUGGAGGUUUUGAGUGCGUUACGUGAAUUUAGCAAAGCAGAGUAGUGGAAGAUAGCGCUCCAAACCUCGAGUGCUCGUUCAGUGCGAGGCAUGGGGCUGAUGAGCUCCACCCCACCUCGCAGGCACUGCUAGGCAUGAGGUGACAGCUGUGUGAUGGCAGCUGUGAACUUCUCCAGGCUUUAAACCUUGCUCUUGUAAGAGAUGCAGGGAUGACUUCAAAGAGGAACCUGUGCCUAUCAAGACAGAACACACUGAGCGAGUGCUGUAGAAGCCCACUUGCUCUUAUAGUUCUCCUUUUAGAGCUCCCCCAGCUGUAUGGAAGCUGCAGUGGGCUGCUACAGCUCCAGAACUCUUGUUCCUGCCUGCAGACUCUAUCACUACAAGUCUUGUAAUACCGAGGCUCUUUCCCUGCUGAUAUCGUGGCUCUUAAGACUGUUUUGAGUGUUCAGCAAAGAGAAGGGCCUUUAUCUCCCAGUUCUGCUGGUAAAGUGGAAUAAGCAGGAGUGGCUCUUGCAGCUGUAAAGCUCCAAGUGGAGCUGACUCUGGGUUGGCUGAGCAUCUUUUCCCUCCCAAUGACUAAUCCUCAAAUUAAGCCAGGCUGCUUCCAAGCUGAGAGCACUGAGCACUUGUUCUUCCAAACCAUGUUCCUGUGCAGCGGCAGAAAACAGCUGAUGAAGCUGAAUCCUAAACCCUCACAGACGUCGGUGCUCUGCUUAGGCAGGAAUGGAUACUGCUGAUGUAUCUGCAGGGAUACUUUGCCUUCCCAGCUGGUCCCUUCUGAGUGCCCUGGGAGUCGUGUGCUGAUAGCAGGAGACCCCAGGGUGUCCCUGCUUAACAGAGUGAAUGAUGGGAGCCAGUGAUAGGGGAUGAGCUGCACAGCAGCCAGCACCUGGGGACAGAGCUGGCACUCACUGAGCACUCGAAGAGACAGCCUUGUCUGGAACCACGGCACAGCUCUGGAAAUUAGUGUGUCUACUCUUUGAAACAGAACAAACUGCUCUGCUGGAACCAACAGCGUGACAUCGUGCUUUCAUUCCCUGCCUUCUAAACUGGAUAUGGAGGAAUCCAUUUGGAGUUGUUCACUGCAGAAAAUGAGGAGAAAAAGAUGGCAAUAGCCAGAAUCAGGAAAGAAAUGUGCUAUAAUUGCCUGCCACCGCCUGUGCAGAUGGGCCAACCAGGGACAGAGCAUUCAGCUCUAAUUCUCAUGGAACCACACAGCCCCACUCACUCUCCUGAGAUGCUUCUGACCCCUUCUGAGUUCAGGGUUUCCUCUGUGAAACCUCCAAGCUUUUCAUGCUAUUAGACUAAAAUAUAACACCACAUGAAACUGAUUACUUGGAGAUAUAUAUUCUGAGAAAUGAGCUCUCGUGGAGUGUCUCUGAGACCUUUUGUGCAAGGGAAACCCAGCAGCCCAUGCUUUGUUAAGGGAGGACUCCUCUUUUCUUGCAUUUGUCCAGCAACAUUUUUAAACAGAAUGAUGCACAAAAUGAAUUGUUUGAGGGCACUGUUUCUCAGAUGAGGAUUCUGAGACAACUUUUGUGUCUUGUGUAAUAAGAAGCUGCAGAGCUACUUAUUCCUUUAUGCAUCUUUCCGAUGUGGGGCUUCAUGCCAGCAUCAAAAUUCUGUCCUUUGCUGGACCAAAAGAACCAUUGGCAGCUCUGUUAAUUUCUGCAAGGCUAAGUGAUAAUUCAGGCAAAUUAGUGAAUCGAUCUCACACACUGCAGUGGCCUGAUCUCAUGGUUCCUUCUAGAAAUGAAAUUCUUCAAUCCCAAAGAUAUAUUUUUCCUAGCAAAACACCAGACAUAUGUCUGUGCCAGCAAGAAACAUGGCAGUGUGUUGAUUCUAUCCUGGUCUGUGAUUACCAGGACACGAGAAACCAGACCUUGGGUGUAGAGUUGCUUUGGGAAUGUGCAAGAGAAAGCUGAUUUUCUCUCAAGACUCAAGGUAAAAUGAAAAACUGUCCUUGGGAGAGCAGUUCCUGGGAGCUGUGACGGAGCCCUGCGGAUCGUUACCUCCCUAAGGCUCAGCCCAGCCUGGAGCUGGGUGGCUUUGCUGCAAGGAUGGAAGUGCUGCGUCGCUCCUCCGUCUUUGCUGCAGAGGUGAUGGAGGUGUUCGACAGGUCUCCCACCGACAAGGAGCUUGUGUCCCAAGCCAAGGCUCUCUGCAGGGAUUACAUCAACUCGAGGCUGAUCCGUGCAGGCGUCAGCUGGAGCAAACCUGAGCACAAUACCCCGGUGCCUGGUGGCAAACUGGCUGAGGUGUCUGCCAUCCUGCUGCGCCUGGGGGAUGAGCUGGAAUACAUUCGCCCCAACGUCUAUCGCAACAUCGCCCGCCAGCUGAACAUCUCGCUGCACUCGGAGACGGUGGUGACGGAUGCUUUCCUGGCCGUGGCUGCACAGAUCUUCACUGCAGGCAUAACAUGGGGCAAGGUGGUGUCUCUCUACGCCGUGGCAGCGGGGCUGGCAGUGGACUGUGUGCGUCAUGCACAGCCAGCCAUGGUCCACACCAUUGUGGACUGCCUGGGGGAGUUUGUCCGCAAGACCUUGGUGACGUGGCUGAAGAGGCGAGGAGGCUGGGCAGACAUCACCAAGUGCGUGGUGAGCACCGACCCCAGUCUCCGCUCACACUGGCUCGUGGCCGCCGUCUGCAGCUUUGGGCACUUCCUCAAGGCCAUCUUCUUCGUGUUGCUGCCUGAAAGAUGAGUCCCACUGCCCCGUGCCCUGUCUCCUCCCCCACUCCAGAAGCAGUGGCCGUGGGCUCUGAAGAGGAGGAAGAGAAGAACUGGUACAGACACAACUUGUUCUCCUCUCCCUUAGCUGGUGGCAGCUGAUGGACUUCAUUCUCCUUUGAUGGCCGCAGGAGCCUCUCCCACCAUUUAUGUCCCAGGAGACUUGUUUCCCAUGGGGACCAGAGGAGGAAAGAGCUACAAUUUGAAUUGGAAUGGAAAGAAGAGAGAAGGAGCAGCCCUCCCUCACUGCAUGCAAUCCCCUUUCAGUCUUCAGACUCGCCUUGUGUCACUUCCUGUUGCUGUGUUUUGCUAAGACUCCAUCUCCUCCUCGCUCCCUGGCUCUGUGUCAUUGGGCUCUCCCCACAGCACAGCGUGGCAGAGGACACCAUGCUGUGAUGGGAUUUGCAUGGGAUGAAACCAAAUGUGCCAUCAUUAGAUGCUUCCCUCUCUGACCUUCCUUGGGAAAUGCAUUUUGUGGUGUGUGUGCAGGGCAGCUGCAUGGGAUGCAGUUAGCAAGGACGCUACUCUGACCUCUUACUGAGCCCACAUGCAUCACAUCAAACAAGGGACUGAGCAACAACUCAGGUUGGAAUUUUGCAGUGAAGGCAAAGCUCAGUGUGUAGGUGGGACAGGUGAGAUAAGAGAAGUAGUAAGAGAGCUGCCUGGUUUUACGAAGGGGAAAGCUGUGUCAAAAGCAACUGUUUUAUAUUUCUCCUUUAUUGUCUUCAGGAGUACAGCCUAUAGUCCUCUUUGUAUUGUACAAUAAAAGAAAGUAGGUGUUGUUUAUUGUAAA
Messenger RNA from Phasianus colchicus (ring-necked pheasant), 3795 nucleotides. It is a transcript of the gene BOK, whose product is annotated as BCL2 family apoptosis regulator BOK. Gene Ontology annotation, cellular component: mitochondrial outer membrane. NCBI's taxonomy places the organism in Eukaryota, Metazoa, Chordata, Aves, Galliformes, Phasianidae. The record is from RefSeq and is a predicted model, not a curated record. Gene Ontology annotation, molecular function: BH domain binding. Gene Ontology annotation, biological process: release of cytochrome c from mitochondria; regulation of apoptotic process; intrinsic apoptotic signaling pathway in response to DNA damage.